UUUGAUAUUAUUUAUAUCGAUCAUAUCUAACGUACUAAACUGUAAUUGCAUUACACUGUAUGUAUGUGCACCUUUUUAAUAGUAUUGUAAAUUGUAUAUACCUAUUACACUAUAUAAUAGUAUUGCGAUACGAUGAUAAUAACCGCGUGGUGCAGUCGAGCGGAAAAGGAAACGCAGAUUUUACUGAUGACCGAACUUUUUGUCGUAGGAUAGAAGUUUGUUGUCGUGUCGUUGCUGCUGCCGUGGUCUGUGCUGUACAACAAUUAAAGUAUGAGUGCAGUGCGUUAAAAAAUUUCCUAUCACUACCGUUUCACCAAUUACCAGCACACAACACUUGUUUCAACACAUAUACCAACGACCCCCUUCCAUUUGACUUCCUCCAAAAACGUAGGAAAAUGAUUUAAUUAUUGAAGAGAAUGUUGAAAAAUUUAAAAAAGGACAAUAAGUAAGUAUUUGUGACGUUAUUUUGAGCUUGUUGAAGAUGAAAUGAGAAAUUUCACAGAUUACGAGGUAGUUAUAGACUAUACAGAGUGGGAACUGGAAAGUCAUACAACUAGAGUAAAAGGAAAUGAGAAUAAAAGUAGGUGUGAUAAAAUUUAAAACGGGAUAAGGCAGUUAUGUAAA
Messenger RNA from Melanaphis sacchari, 624 nucleotides. RefSeq lists its product as uncharacterized. The coding region runs from base 60 to 404 and encodes 114 amino acids. The transcript is spliced from 3 exons. NCBI's taxonomy places the organism in Eukaryota, Metazoa, Arthropoda, Insecta, Hemiptera, Aphididae. The record is from RefSeq and is a predicted model, not a curated record.